GUGACGAAGACGGGGAUGAUUUUACUGAUUGGAGAAGUGACCUCCAAGGCCAUAGUGGAUCUCCAGUCAGUGGUCCGAAACACCGUGAAGAAAAUCGGAUACGAUGACUCUUCUAAAGGCUUUGACUAUAAGACCUGUAACGUGCUGCUGGCUCUGGAGCCGCAGUGUGUGGAGAUAUCAGACUGUGUGUUUGAAGGCUGGGACCAGCAGGACAUUGGUGCCGGGGACCAGGUUCGGUUUUUCACCUCUAAUCCUCAGCGUUGUUUAGUUUUAUCCAGGCAGGAUGGUUGUAAUCAGUGACUGUGGUGACAGAGCUCUGACUGAUGGGUCUUAGCUUCAUCAGCUUCUGGAAACAUUUCUGAAUGCCAUCUGUAGCUUUAGCUAAUCAUGGGUUUC
Molecule: messenger RNA, 396 nt
Organism: Monopterus albus (swamp eel)
Lineage: Eukaryota; Metazoa; Chordata; Actinopteri; Synbranchiformes; Synbranchidae
Product: S-adenosylmethionine synthase-like
Exons: 2
Coding region: 16-300 (94 amino acids)
Biological process (GO): S-adenosylmethionine biosynthetic process
Molecular function (GO): methionine adenosyltransferase activity; ATP binding
Source: RefSeq, a predicted model, not a curated record